GAGUGAGCGAGCAGGAGUUAUCCAAGCGGUGCGAGGGGGACCCGACAGAGCCCGAACACUGCGCUGUAACGGGAGAUCGCACUAGUUGCGACACGGGGCUGAAUGAAGACCAACAGAGGGGCAACCUAACAUUCCUCACAGUUCUUGGUUUUAUGCCAUUAUGGUUAGAAACGGCGUUCCUGUGAUUAUUAAGCUACUAAAAUGCUGUUAGAAUUUGGACCUGGAUUCCGUGGAAGAAAGCUCCGCAUUUAACUGAACCCAAUAUUUUUCCUCUCCAUCGACUGACUUAUGAGAAGCUUUUUUUCACAACCAGCAAAGAAUACACUUGGGGUUUUAUUCAUAAUAACAAACAAACAAAAACCACAGAGAACUUCAUGUCUGUUAAACAUAUUAUAUAUAUGUUUUUUUUUUUUCGAAUGACAUUUGACCUUGUGAGGUUUUUGGCAGACGGCUGGUCAUCUGUGGGGAUUUUGGGAUUUAAACUUCUGUGAACGACUGCUUCAUUUUAAUAUGUGGAAUUCACUGGACCACGUAUUUAAAGAUAACUUUUAACAGAAUGCCUUGAAAUAAGGAUCUCCAGCAGAGUGAUAAGUGAUCCACCUCCGCGAUAUUUGAUUUGAUUAAAAAAAAAAAAAACACGUUUUUUAAUCUAAGCACACGAUCAACCUAAAGCUCAGUUUGAACUCUGAACGUAGAUUCUUUCAGCACUGCCAAACUGUAUUUGGAAACCAGUCUUUACCCCACAGCUUGCUUGCUAACAGUGAGAACAGGAGAGAAGAUCUUAUCACAACUGAACUGAAAUUUCUCAGUUGAAAGGCAAGUGUACUGAUUCAGCUAUUUUUCAGCAAAUAUUACUUUUAUUAACGACUUUUUUUUUUAAAAUUAAACUAAAAUCACUCGGGAUUAGAAAAAAAGCACUCCAUCUUGCAAUCAUGAGGAAAGCAAAUCGCAGAAGUUGCAGAUUCUCUGCAGUGCUUGGAAGAAGUGGAAACUCGUUCAGACAGAUUUAAAGAAGAGCUUCUGUGACAGACUGCCACCUCCAUCACUUAUCCCUAUACAAUAUUAUCAGCAGACUGGCACCUGUCCCUCCUCCCAGACUAGCUGUUAAUGUGACAGUCCAGCAUGGCUUCUCGGAGUGAGCAGACAUGUUUUCCCAUCACCAGUGGUGGUCCCAUCGAUGUUAACAACAACAACAGCUUCUUCUGCAACCAGAGUUGGCAUAAGACACCUCCCUAUUCCCCCGAAGCCACUGCUGUCUUCGCCACGGUGGUCACCUUUAUGAUCCUCUUCACGAUCUUUGGGAACGUCCUGGUGAUUAUCGCCGUGCUGACGAGCCGUUCCCUGAAAGCCCCGCAGAACCUCUUUCUGGUCUCGUUGGCCGCCGCUGACAUCCUGGUCGCCACCCUGAUCAUCCCCUUCUCUCUGGCCAAUGAGCUGAUGGGCUACUGGUACUUCAAGACGGUGUGGUGCGACAUCUUCCUGGCUCUGGAUGUCCUGUUCUGCACCUCCUCCAUCGUCCACCUCUGCGCCAUCAGCCUGGACCGCUACUGGUCUGUCUCUCAGGCCAUUGAGUACAACUCCAAACGCACCCCUCGCAGGAUCAAGUGUGUCAUCCUGAUCGUGUGGCUCAUUGCUGCCUUCAUCUCCUUCCCUCCCCUGAUAUCCAUGAACAAGAAGAAGGCCCAGCCCGGGGAGGAUGCGUACCCUCUGUGUGAGCUCAACGAUGAGAAGUGGUACAUCCUCUCCUCCAGCAUCGGCUCCUUCUUCGCCCCCUGCGUUAUAAUGAUCCUGGUCUACAUCCGGAUCUACCAGAUCGCAAAGCAGAGGACCAGGCAGCUGCCUGGGGACCACGCCAAGGCCGGGGCAGAGAUGCAGAAGCAGGCCAGCAUGGAGGACAAGAUCGAUAUGAAGCCCGACACCAACCAAAACGGGCACCACCAUGACCAGCACCUCAAACUGAGCUCCUCGCCAGCACAGAACGAAACUGUGGUGCUGCAAAACGGGCACCAGAGAAGCCGCUCCUUUCCUCCAACCCAUCUCCGGGUGCCCACUCCAGAAAUCCAACUACGACAACAGCCCCCAGUGCCUUCUCUCCUUUCUUACUCUCCGAAGGGGGGUUCAAUGAAACUCCAGGAAGCCCCCAGACCUUGCACCGAACUGGGGUGCCUUUCUGCAGGGGGCCAGCAGGCAAGCACAGGGAGCGGAGUUGGAAGAAAGGGAAGGCGGCGUCAGGUGGUGACCCCCAAUAAAAAAGGGGAGAACUUGGAUGAUUCCACUUCCAGUUCAGAGCCAGGCGACGUCGACCUUGUCCAGGGAAUUAACGGGAGAAACAGGAACAUUGUGCAUGAUGGAGGUAACGGCGGUAUCUCCCCAGGCAAUGACACAGUCGAGGGCACCUCACCAACCCCCAUCAAAAUGGGGGACACCAUCGCCACAGCCAGAGGGGAGAUCAUCCUGGUGAGCAAACAGGCUACCCUGAGUGCCAUCCGCCGCAAAGCCAUGCAGAACCGGGAGAAGAGGUUCACUUUUGUGUUGGCAGUGGUGAUCGGGGUGUUCGUUGGCUGCUGGUUCCCGUUCUUCUUUCUCUACAGCUUGACGGCCAUCUGCCCUGCUACCUGCCAGACCCCAGAUGCCGUCUUCAAGUUCUUUUUCUGGAUCGGCUACUGCAACAGCUCCCUGAACCCUGUGAUCUACACCAUCUUCAACCAGGACUUCAGGAGGGCUUUCAAGAAGAUCCUCUGCAAGGGAAACAUCAAGGGAACCUUUUGUUGACAGUUUUCUGCCGAUAUGAAACCUUAUUGUUCACCCAAGCUAUGCUGACAGUCGUCUAUCUGAUCUGCAACCUAUCAGAAGGCCAGUAAAGAGAAUAUUAUCGUUUUGUUUUAGAGUUCAAAGAAUGACAGAUGCAUCUCCAUAAUUAGACCCUUUUUGUGACAGCUGGUUGGUUAAGCUUUUACUCUAGGAGACAGUGGUACACAGAACAGAAUGUAGAUGCUUUUCUGGAAAGAAGGGGACGUGUGUGUUGUGAGGGUGCCCUGGAGACUGUGCUUCAUGCAUGUGCCAUGCAUUCGAAACCUGUUUUAAGGAGAGCUGUUUUUUUAUUUUUCUCUAUUUGGAAUUACAUUGUAGAUGAAAAGUUGCUGCUGUGGCUUCCUGGUACCUAAUCAUGUGUUGUAACUGAAAUUCACAUCAUUGGCCCAGCUGCAAUCAUCAGACCAUGUGAUCAUCAGCUGUUUAUUAAUCAUUUUAAACAUUUUUUUAAAUUUUACUUAUCCUUAAUUUACAUUUAAAAAACAAAGUGAAAUAUAUACUAUCUAUCUAUCUAUCUAUCUAUCUAUCUAUCUAUCUAUCUAUCUAUCUAUCUAUCUAUCUAUCUAUAUCUAUAUCUAUAUCUAUAUCUAUAUCUAUAUAUAUAUAUAUAUAUAUAUAUAUAUAUAUAUAUAUUCAAUAAUACUUUAAUAAAGCAAAUGAGUGGCAAGUACAUAGUUUUGAAGCAUUGCUUAUAAAUCCUUCGACUCCUAGUUCUGAGUCUUUUUAUUAAAGAAUUAACAAAAGGGGAAUAAAAAAUACAAAGUUUAAAGACGCUCUGCGUGGAGUGCAAGAUGCGCCCUAUAGCCUGGACAUCGCCGGUUCGAGUCCAGGCUAUUUCAUUGCCGACCGAGAACGGGAGCUGCACAAUUGGCCAAGCGUCGUCCGGGGGCAGGGAGGGUUAGGUCGGCCAGGGUGUCCUCGGCUCACCGCGCACCAGCGACCCCUGUGGUCUGGCCGGGCGCUUGCGGGCUUGCCUGUAAAUUGCCCAGAGCUGCGUUGUCCUCCGACGCUGUAGCUCUGAUGUGGCUGCAUGGUGAGCCUGCAGUGCGUAUAGGAGGACAGCGUGUGUUUAUCUUCGCCCCUCCCGAGUCAGUGCAGGGGUGGUGAGCUAAACCUAAAAAUAAUUGGACAUUCUAAAUUGGGAGAAAAAUACAAAUAAUUGGCGACUACUAAAUAAUAAUAAUAAAAAAAAACACUAAGGUUUGACUAAAAAAAACAAUCCCGUUUACCAGAAUAAGUACCCAAUAAUAAACAUUUUUUAAAGAUGUGGAAUGUGGCCUUGUUUUUAAAGGAUUUGUAUGACACUGUCAUUAAAUGCAUGCAGAAUAUGGUAUAUGAAGUAUAUGGUAUAAUACCACAUCAAUUCAAUUAGAGGGUUGGUACAAACAGCCUAUCCCCAGGAUAAGCAACAGCUGUUUUUUAGAAAUCAUUUACAUUUCAAAUGAAUCACCCUGGCUUGCAUCAACUCUUUAUUUUUAGGGAGAAUCCCACAAUAACUACAGAUAGGUGCUUGAUGCAAUCCAGGGCGAUUCCCCAGUGCUGCAAAAUGCUCUAAUA
Acipenser ruthenus (sterlet) is the source of this 4368-nucleotide messenger RNA. RefSeq names its product alpha-2B adrenergic receptor. The transcript has a single exon. The record is from RefSeq and is a predicted model, not a curated record. Bases 1123 to 2772 code for a protein of 549 amino acids. Gene Ontology annotation, molecular function: adrenergic receptor activity. NCBI's taxonomy places the organism in Eukaryota, Metazoa, Chordata, Actinopteri, Acipenseriformes, Acipenseridae. Gene Ontology annotation, cellular component: membrane. Gene Ontology annotation, biological process: adenylate cyclase-activating adrenergic receptor signaling pathway.